AUGUCCAACUACGAGUACACUUCAUAUUCGUCAGCAUCGGGCUCAGGCGGUGCUGCUGGAGGUUUUGAUGUAGCGAAAGCAAUAUUCAAUCAAGCUGAUGCCAAUCAAGAUGGUACCAUUGAUCGAAGCGAAUUUCAGCAAUGGGCAGGCGCAGCAAGUAAUGCUGGUGGCAGUACUGUCGGCGCUUCACAAUUCGACUUGAAUGCUGCAGGUAGCAAUGCCAAUUUUGAAUCAUCCUCAUUCGAAUCAUCAGGCUAUGGUGCCGCUGGUGCCAGUUCGUCGUCAUUUGAAGCAUCGAGCUUUGCUAAUGGUGCUACACAUGAUGCUGGCGCUACUAAUGGAAGUAACUUUCAUGCAUCGUCAUCAACAUUUGAAUCGUCAGCAACUAAUGGCGGUGGUGCUGCUGGAUAUGAUACUACGGCAGUAAAUCAAGCUGCUAACUAUACAGCUGAAACCAAUGCUGCUUGGUCGAAAUAUGGUGCCGAAGUACGUGGUGCUGGUCUCUAUGUUGAUGCCAAUCCACAAAUUAUUCGUCGGCCUGCAUCAGGUGGUGUUCAAACCUAUACACAAAACAUCAAAGUACGAUUUCUUCAACCACCACCAAUUCCACCACCAGGCCCACUCAUCAUCAAAGAGGUGCGCCCACCUCAACCACCACCACUUCCACCUCUUCGUAUCAAACAACAAGCGCCACCUCUUCCACAACCACCUCCACUUAUCCUUCGUGAAAGACCACCACAGCCACCAGCUUCACAAGGUGCACAAACAGUUGUUCGUAAACUUCCAGCUCUUCCAGUCCCACCACGAUCAGUUAUCAUCGAACGUAUUCCAGCUGCUCCACCUCGUCCACGUGAUAUCAUUAUCGAACGUUGGAUUCCUUAUGGAGCUUCUGCUAAACGAAAAACUAUUGUUCAACGUGCUGAAGCCGCUAAAGACUAUCCUAAACCACGCAAUAUCAUCAUUCAAUAUGAACCAGUUCAAGUUCGUGUUGUUCGACAAUUCCAACGCUUAGGUGUCACUCAAGAAAGCCCACAAGCCUACGUUGAAAAAUACGGUACACAAUUACUUGAUGCACAAACUCUUGUUCAACAAGCUCGUGCUGCCGGUGUUGUUGAAGAUAUUUCACCACCGGGUGUUCCAGCUGUAGCUGGUAGCCGAUCAGGAUCAGUGACACAAGAAAACGCAUAUGGUGCUACUGGAUCUGGUAGUCGAUCAGGAUCAAUUGCUCAUGAAUCAGCAUUUGGUGUCACAGGUGCCACCAGUGCUAUAAGAUCAGGAUCAAUUAGUCAUGAAUCCAACUACGGUCUCGGUGGUGAUGUUGCAGGAUCAGAUUUAACUGGUGUCACUGGUGGAGACAUAGGUGGUGCUACAGCACAAUUCUCCUCCAGCACAUUUGAAGGUUCACAGAUUGGUGCAACUGGUGCUUAUAACGGUUCCGGUUUCGAAAGUGGCUUAGCUGAAGGAUCUGGUGCUAACGGUGCCUAUGCUACAUCAGGCUUCGAAUCAUCAGCUUCAUAUUCAGGCGCCGCUGGUGUUACUGGCUUCGAAACAGGUCUCACUGGUGCUGAUGCUGGUUUCGGCUCAUCAUCAUACGAAUCAGCAAGCUUCGUAUCAGGCGGUGGUGCUGGUGUUCCAGGCUUUGACGUUGCUACUGCCACAUUCAAUAAUGCUGAUAAAAACAAAGACGGUAGUGUUGAUGCCGAUGAGUUCAAACAAUUCUACCAAGGUGGAUUAUAA
Messenger RNA from Adineta ricciae, 1737 nucleotides. The record is from the annotation of a GenBank genome assembly. Lineage: Eukaryota; Metazoa; Rotifera; Eurotatoria; Adinetida; Adinetidae.